This is a messenger RNA of Lolium perenne, 1264 nucleotides long. RefSeq names its product 2-phytyl-1,4-beta-naphthoquinone methyltransferase, chloroplastic. Gene Ontology annotation, molecular function: 2-phytyl-1,4-naphthoquinone methyltransferase activity. The record is from RefSeq and is a predicted model, not a curated record. Lineage: Eukaryota; Viridiplantae; Streptophyta; Magnoliopsida; Poales; Poaceae. Gene Ontology annotation, biological process: phylloquinone biosynthetic process.
AAUCAGGUGGCGGGUGCGAGCCAACGGACACCGAUGAGCACCAUAGCCGCGGCGAUUUCCGUAACCGCCGCGGCGGCGGCGUCCAGCCACGGCGGUGGCCGGCGACACCGCCGCGGCUCUGUCGCCGUGCGCUGCUCGUCCGCGGCCGACGAGCGGCAGGCCCUCUUCAGCCGCAUCGCCCCCGUAUACGACCAACUCAACGACGUGCUCAGCCUGGGGCAGCACCGGACGUGGAAGCGCAUCUGCGUCUCUUGGUCCAUGGCGAAGAGAGGGGACAGGGUUCUUGAUCUCUGCUGCGGGAGCGGGGAUUUGGCGUUCCUGCUGUCGCAGAAGGUCGGCAUAGAAGGAGAGGUGAUGGCUGUCGAUUUCUCAAGGCAGCAGCUGCAAACUGCUGCUAGCCGUCAGGAACAACGCUGGAAGAGCUGCUACAAGAACAUCAAAUGGAUCGAGGGCGAUGCACUCGAUCUACCUUUCCCAGACCGCUACUUCGAUGCUGUUACAGUUGGUUAUGGAUUGCGCAAUGUAGUUGACAAACCCAAAGCAAUGAGAGAGAUUUGUAGGGUCCUACAACCAGGAUCAAGAGCAUCUAUACUGGAUUUUAACAAGAGCUCGUCAUUUUUCACGGCAUCGUUGCAGAGUUGGGCAAUUGAUAAUGUCGUGGUUCCUCUAGCAAGUAGCUAUGGACUAACGGAAGAGUACAAGUACUUGAAAAGUUCCAUAUCAGAGUAUCUUACAGGAGAGGAGUUGGAGAAGUUAGCCAAAGAAGCUGGGUUCUCUUCUGCCAAGCACUAUGAACUUGGUGGAGGGCUGAUGGGGGACCUUGUCGCAACUCGUUGACUAGAAUUAUAGAGAUGAAAUGUUAUCUUUAUGAUUUGUCUGCAACUGUCACUUUCGGACUGCUCCAACAUCAUGCAAAAAUGAGAAAGGCACUAACAGUGAAUGUUUUUAAAAUGAUAAUAUGAAUAUUUUGAAUUUAUUUUCCUCUACAUUUGCCUGAUUUGCAGUUUCGUGUGGGUGUUCUUUUUCAUAGGGCUGUUCCUUUUACAGUAGUGUCGCUGGUGUUGGCUUGGCCUAGCUAAAGGUGGAAGGUUGGCAGUGCUGCCAUUUUCUCUGUUUUGGUGUUGUUUUCACUAACCUGGGUGGGUGUGCUCCUCUUGUAAAACUGGUGGUUCCCAGCAUGUAUCCCAGACUCAAAAUACUUGCUCUAUUAAAUCAGGGUUCUCGUAUGGACCUUUUCUCUAAAAAAAUAUUUUUUUGCGGAUCU